UAGAACGACGUCGUUGCGUAAUGACCAGUAGGACCAUUGCUUCGAGCUCCUAGGGCAAGAGGCCUAAGAUUUUCUUGAGCUCCCGCUCUUUGCUCUCUUCUGCGGCAGGUGAUCCAAGAUUUUCUUUCUUCUUGAAGCUAGGAUUUUGAGAUACAGAAAGUUGGGAUUUCAGGGUUCACAUUCGCUGGUUAUCAGCAAGAGGAAAGAGUAAAACUGUGCGGCAGAGAGUAAGGAAAGGAAAUCAUGGCAGACUUGGAAAACUUGCUCCUCGAGGCCGCUGGAAGAACUGGCACUGCAGGGAGGAAUCGUCACUCACUUCCACCAUCUAGAAGGAGGCGUGAAGGUUCAUACUCUGACGAUGGAAGCGACUCUAAGGAUGAUGACUCAGAUGAAGAUCGUGGGUAUUCCAGCAGGAAGCCCUCUGGUUCUCAAGUUCCUUUAAAGAAGAGGUUGGAUCCCACAGAGAGAGAUGAUGAUCACGGCAGCCCAGAAGAAGGCGAUGAUGAUGGUUCCGAUCAUGAAGGUGACAGCAGUGAUGAUUCAGAUGUUGGAAGCGAUCUUUACAAGAAUGAAGAUGACAGGCAACAGCUUGCACAGUUAACUGAACUUGAAAGAGAGAUGAUCCUGACAGACCGAGCUACCAAGAAAACUGAUAAGAAAUUGCAUGAGAAAUUGAGAUCAAAGCGAGGCAAAGAGAAAACCCAAUCCAGAAAAGAGAGUCCGCCUCUACAAUUGUCUCGUGGUGUGCGCUCAUCAGCUAGGUCUGCUGAUCGUGCAGCUGCUAAGGAUGAUGCAUUGAAUGAGCUGCGAGCAAAACGGCUGAAACAUCAGGACCCUGAGGCACAUCGGAAACUGAGGGAUGCAUCUAGAGGAGGUUCUAGCAAUCGGGGAUUUUCACCAGUCAAACGAAGAGCCUUUACUGCUGCUAGUCUCAGUAGCUCCAGUCAGAGUGAAAGUGAUGGAGGUUCGCGCAGUGAAGAUGAAGGGUCAACGGGGGAUGGUGCAAUGGUUGAUAGUGAUGAUGACAGGGGCAUUGGGUCAGAUGUGCCAACAUUCGAAGAUAUAAAAAGCAUUACCAUUCGGAGGUCAAAAUUGGCAAAAUGGUUUAUGGAGCCAUUCUUUGAAGAGUUGAUCGUGGGUUGCUUUGUUAGGGUUGGAAUUGGGAAGUCGAGAUCUGGACCUAUUUACAGGCUCUGCAUGGUGCGGAAUGUUGAUGCUUCAGACCCUGAUCGACAUUACCAGCUAGAGAACAAAACCACAUACAAGUAUUUGAACUGUGUUUGGGGCAAUGAAAACUCUUCAGCCAGGUGGCAGAUGGCUAUGGUUUCAGACUCUGGCCCCCUAAUGGAGGAGUUUAACCAGUGGGUUAAGGAGGUCGAACGCAGUGGUAGCCGGAUGCUGACUAAACAAGAUAUUUUAGAAAAGAGGGAAGCCAUACAAAAAACCAACAUGUUUGUCUACUCUGCAGCCACUGUGAAGCAGAUGUUGCAGGAGAAGAAAUCCGCUUCUUCAAGGCCAUUAAACAUUGCUGCUGAGAAGGACCGGCUGAGGCGAGAGAUGGAAGUGGCAUUAAGCAAGCAUGAUCAGGCAGAGGUGGAAAGGAUUAACACAAGGCUGCAACAACUGGAGGCAUCCCGGAGAUCCAAGGAGAAAGAUGCCAAAGCCAUUAGGCUGGCUGAGAUGAAUAGAAAGAACAGGGCAGAGAAUUUCAAAAAUGCAUCAGAGUCAAAACGGGUAAAUACAAGUUUGAAAGCUGGGGAGGCAGGGUAUGAUCCCUUUUCGAGGAGAUGGACUAGGUCAAGGAAUUACUAUGUUUCAAAGCCUGGUGGUGGAGAUGAGGCUGCUGCAGUAGCAAAUGGUGAAGCUCCUGCUGCAUUUGUGGGUGCAGGCAGUAAUGGGACAGGAGGGAAGGGGGCAGAGGUUGGUGUGGCAGCUACAGCUGCGGCCCUGGAAGCUGCAGCUGAUGCUGGGAAGUUGGUUGAUACUAGUGCUCCUGUUGAUCAAGGAACAGAGUCAAACACACUGCAUGAUUUCGAACUCCCAAUCUCACUAGCUGGGCUUCAGAAGUUUGGCGGGCCACAGGGAGCUCUGGCAGGAUUCAUGGCAAGAAAACAGAGGAUAGAAGCAACAGUUGGAUGCCGAGUCCCUGAGAAUGAUGGGAGGAGACAUGCACUCACCCUGACGGUUGGUGACUACAAGAGACGAAGAGGCCUCCUCUGAAAUGUGAGUGAUGCUAGGCCAGAGCCCAAUCCUUUGAGGUAACAAACAUAGGUUAUGCUGUCUUAAAAUGAAAUUGAAGGGUCUAAUAAUGAUAUUUGAUGGGAAGCUCCCUGUCUGGGUUUAAUAGCUUCAAGUAAUAUCACGUGUCAUCAACUUAUUACCGAAAUUGUCUUGUUUUUUAUGCCUAAAAUUGGGAUGAAGAUUGCAUGUAUCUGGUUUUGUAUUAUGGAAUUUCAGACUUGUGGCA
Molecule: messenger RNA, 2467 nt
Organism: Vitis vinifera (wine grape)
Lineage: Eukaryota; Viridiplantae; Streptophyta; Magnoliopsida; Vitales; Vitaceae
Product: protein RTF1 homolog
Exons: 2
Coding region: 244-2220 (658 amino acids)
Cellular component (GO): Cdc73/Paf1 complex
Molecular function (GO): RNA polymerase II C-terminal domain phosphoserine binding; DNA binding
Source: RefSeq, a predicted model, not a curated record